Octodon degus (degu) is the source of this 1858-nucleotide messenger RNA. RefSeq names its product acyl-CoA synthetase medium chain family member 4. Lineage: Eukaryota; Metazoa; Chordata; Mammalia; Rodentia; Octodontidae. The record is from RefSeq and is a predicted model, not a curated record. Bases 1 to 1737 code for a protein of 578 amino acids. Gene Ontology annotation, biological process: fatty acid biosynthetic process; acyl-CoA metabolic process. Gene Ontology annotation, cellular component: mitochondrial matrix. Gene Ontology annotation, molecular function: fatty-acyl-CoA synthase activity; fatty acid ligase activity. The transcript has 13 exons.
AUGAAGAGUUUUUUCCAGCUGUUUAGAUUCAUCUGGUUUACCAAGCCACCCAUCCGGUCCUUUCACAGACAUCACCAGCUUUGGACAGCUAUGACUCCUGCAGACUUUGAAGCCAUAAAUCGUUGCGACAGGCCACUACCUAAGAACUUUAAUUUUGCAGGGGAUGUGCUGGACCAGUGGUCCCAAAAGGAGAAGACAGGGGAGAGGCCAGCCAACCCAGCCCUGUGGUGGGUGAAUGGCAAAGGAGAUGAAGUGAAAUGGAGCUUCAGAGAACUGAGCUCUUUGUCCAAAAAGGCCGCCAACGUGUUCACCAAGUCCUGUGGCUUACAAAGAGGAGAUCGAGUGAUCGUGAUUCUACCCCGAAUCCCUGAAUGGUGGCUCAUCAAUGUGGCUUGCAUGCGAACAGGGCUUGUUUUCAUCCCAGGAACCAUUCAGCUGACAGCCAAAGACAUCCUCUACCGGCUACAAGCUUCCAAAGCCAAGUGCAUUGUGAUCAGUGAGGAGGUGGCCCCGGUGGUGGAAUCCGUCCUAUCUGAGUGUCCAAACCUGAAGAACAAAGUCCUGGUGUCUGCACACAGCUGGAAUGGUUGGCUCAGCUUCCAGGAGUUAUUUCAAUCGGCCUCUGAAGAGCACAGCUGUGUGGAGACCGGAAGUCAAGAACCAAUGGCCAUUUAUUUCACCAGUGGAACCACAGGCUUCCCUAAGAUGGCUCAGCACUCUCAGAGCAGCCUUGGCAUUGGAUAUGCCCUCUGCGGGAGGUAUUGGCUGGACUUGAAGUCCUCGGAUAUCAUAUGGAACAUGUCAGACACAGGCUGGAUCAAAGCUGCCAUUGGUAGUGUGUUUUCUUCCUGGCUUCAUGGUGCCUGUGUUUUUGUGCAUCGGAUGGCCCAGUUUGACACUGAUACCUUCCUAAAUACGCUUACCACCUAUCCUAUCACCCACCUAUGCAGUGCACCCACCGUGUACCGGAUGCUUGUGCAGAAAGACCUUAAGAGAUACAAAUUCAAGAAGCUGAGGCACUGCUUGACUGGAGGGGAGCCGCUCAACCCGGAGGUGCUGGAACAGUGGAAGGAGCAAACAGGGCUGGAGCUGUAUGAGGGCUAUGGACAGACAGAAGUGGGAAUAAUUUGUGCCAACCAGAAAGGCCAAGAAAUUAAACCUGGCUCUAUGGGAAAAGGAGUAUUACCCUACAAUGUCCAGGUUAUAGAUGAAAAGGGCAAUAUCCUACCACCUGGCAAAGAAGGGGAUAUUGCAAUCAGACUGAAGUCUACCCGGCCUUUCUGUUUCUUCUCUGAAUAUGUGGACAAUCCAGAGAAAACUGCUGAUACAAUAAGAGGAGACUUUUAUGUCACUGGAGACAAAGGCCUGAUGGACAGAGAUGGGUAUUUCUGGUUUGUUGGCAGAGCUGAUGAUGUCAUUAUAUCCUCUGGGUAUCGUAUCGGGCCCUUCGAAGUGGAGAGUGCACUCAUUGAGCACCCAGCAGUGGUCGAAUCAGCUGUUGUCAGUAGUCCAGAUCCAAUUCGAGGAGAGGUCGUAAAAGCGUUCGUUGUCUUAUCUGCACCCUACAAAUCAUCCAACCCUGAGAAGCUGAUCCUUGAGCUUCAGGACCACGUGAAAAAAUCAACUGCACCCUACAAAUACCCAAGAAAGGUGGAGUUUGUUCAAGAACUUCCAAAGACAAUCACUGGGAAAAUUAAACGCAACGUUUUAAGAGACCAAGAAUGGGGACGAAUAUAGCUUGAUAAGAAAAGUGAAAACUAAAUAGUAACAUGGUUUUCUUUUAGCACUUGCUUGAUACUUCAGUGACUGAUUUUUUAAUGUUAAAAUUAAAAAUCUGAGUUUUUGUUUUCCACUUAGC